AUGACAAUUCAGUUCAAUUAUAACAGCGGUGAGAUUGUCUCGCUGCUGGCAGUUAUAGUGUCUGGAAGAACCAGCUAUAACAUAAGAAGAGGGCUUGUCCAGUUUGUGAACAACCAAAAUAGAGUGUUCCCGCCACAGUUCUUUGAAGUCAAUAAUGGCCAGUUCAAAGCGCUAGUUCAUGUUUCUCCAGGGGAACCAAACAACUUUGAAGUCCAUAUCCUAAAUGAGGCAUCCUUGGAUCCUAGUGGGUUUCCUGUCAACCACCAGAAUGUCGUUGAUUCGGGACGAUUGACGUUAUUUUUCAAUCCUCUACCCCAAAAUAAGCCUGUGCAUUUAUGUGUCAUUUUGGGAAGGGACUCGAAUGGUGCUUACGACAUGCCCAAGUAUAAGUUGAAUCAGGGUCAGCAGGCUCACUUGGCCACGGCUAUUCAGCGGCUCAAAGUGGCUGCUAGAAUGAUGCAGGCAUUCACCCAGGAUGAGUUCCACCGUUUGGGACUCAGUAACAGAUCCUUUCAAUUCGUGGAGGAAACAGUGAGCCACCAGGCCAUUUUUGGCUACAAUGUGGACUCGCCGACUCCUCAUCAGGAAGUGAAGGUGCACGUUUUGCGGUCCCCAAAGACCGUUGCUGAGCUCAGAAACCCCGAUUAUGCCCAGCAGUACCCUGACGCUAAGGAUAACGGUUGGUUGUUUGGACAUGCCAUUGACCUUAUCAAAAACACUCCAGAAAUUUAUGCUUCAUAUAAGCAGACAAAUACAGCGAUACAAUGUGCGGUGAUGUACCUAGACUCCACGUGGAAUAAGAAGUUUAUUACCACUCACGCUGCGUUGGGUGGUGGCACCGGAGAAGUAAAGCUUGCCAUUUUUGGGUCCCAUGGCCUUCACUCUUACCCUUUCACAUUUCCACAAAUUUCAACUACACUUACUGACGGUACCAAGCUAUCUACCAAUGAAGUGGCCAAUGACUGUAACCAGUGUGGUACUACAUGGGAAUGUCAUAAUAUCUGCUUGGGCGCUUUCAUGCACGAAAUUGGUCAUCUGUUUGGCCUGCCUCAUCAGACUGACGGUGUGAUGCUUCGAGACUAUAUGUGGUGGAACCGCUGUUUUGUUACCAGGGAGGUGAGGUGUCUUCGUGAUGGUUCCAACGGUCGAAUUAUCAAUCCUGAUGGUCUGUGGCCGAAAGAGUGCCACUGGAAUAUUCGUGACUUGAUCAGAUACUUCUAUCAUGACUCAUUUUCGAUUCCCGUGGAUGACAACGACCAGACUUUCCCCAAGAGCUAUGCCACUACAAUGAAGCCGGACAAUCUGUACUCCAAUGCCGAAGUGCCCUUGCUGUAUCCUGUUGGCGAAGGUAAGGUGAGUAUCAAGUCAGACGCCGGUAUUUUUAUGAUUGAGCUUGUACAUGAUGACUUGGCUCGUCAUCACACGGUGUUUUACCCGAAAUCAUACUGCGGGCCCGGAUUGCAGCAUGAGAUUAAUCUAGACUACCAUCAAUGCUUACGAGACAUCAGGCUGGCUCAACACGAUGCUGGAGAAAAUUUUGCUGUCCGAGUUUUGUCAGUGGCAGGUGAUCUCUGGAUUCCGGACUUCAAGAAACACUGCCACCUGGCUAACACUAUAAACAGCGACUUUGGCCUUGGAAGAGGCACCAUCGCAGGUGUGAAGAGUGCUCUUCUUGGCUCCGAAAAAGGUCAGAUGAAAUACAUUGGGUUCGAUGUAAACGGAAUUUACAAAAUCCGUGUAUAUCACGGAGGCGCAUUGGAUGGCUUUACUAUCUACUACAAGAGCACUACUGAACAAAAUAACGCACCUCCGGUCCCUCCAAGACAUGGUGGUAGUCUAAGUCGGUUUAUGAACAAGUUGAAUAUUCAGGAUCACAAGGCUCCUGCCGGCCAGGGGGAAGCCACCUUGGGUAACAAGAGACCACACUACACUGAUUUCGAUCUUCAGCCAGGAGAGACCAUAGAGAAGUUUAGUUUUAGAAACGGCCAAUGGAUGGAUGCAAUGAGGAUACACACGACCAAGGGCCGUGCUUCGCCUAUGCUAGGAAACGCAAACGGUGGGCACUUGUCGUCACUUGCCACCCCGGGCCCGGAAUUCCACAUUGUCGGAAUGUAUGGAUACACUGGAAGCUGGAUGGAUGGAUUGGGACUUAUAUACGCCAAACUCAAGUAG
This is a messenger RNA of Candidozyma auris, 2172 nucleotides long. Its product is annotated as putative metalloendopeptidase. The transcript has a single exon. The record is from RefSeq and is a predicted model, not a curated record. Bases 1 to 2172 code for a protein of 723 amino acids. NCBI's taxonomy places the organism in Eukaryota, Fungi, Ascomycota, Pichiomycetes, Serinales, Metschnikowiaceae. Gene Ontology annotation, cellular component: cytoplasm.